AUGGACGUCCGCAUCAUAAUCCUCUCCUUGUGCUUCCUCUUCGUGCAAUCAGAUUUUGUCAUCAAAAAGAACUGCAAAGACGUGGAUACGUCGCAGUGCAGCAUCCACAACGUAGCAGUGGACCCAUGUCCCCGCGGUCCGCGCCUCUGCGUCGUCAAACCUGACAAGGCCUACUCCGUCAAUGUUGACUUUACACCACAUUUUCCCGCAAAUAACAUAAAGUUGGCAUUAUACAGCGAUGAUAAGAAGACCAACACGUAUGACACUGUCAUCAAAACACCAGAGGAGGUCUGCGGACUAGUCAACUGUCCUCUAGAGGCAGAAGAGAGAAAGAACUUCGACGUACACUUUACUCUUGGCAAGAUGUUACCGGGCAAAUUUCCGAUCAAGAUGGUUCUCUGGAAUGAAGAGAACAAGUCUCAGCAAUGCUGUUUCACGUUUAAUGUUAAAAUAAGAAAAUAA
Papilio machaon (common yellow swallowtail) is the source of this 462-nucleotide messenger RNA. RefSeq names its product MD-2-related lipid-recognition protein. Bases 1 to 462 code for a protein of 153 amino acids. Lineage: Eukaryota; Metazoa; Arthropoda; Insecta; Lepidoptera; Papilionidae. The record is from RefSeq and is a predicted model, not a curated record. The transcript is spliced from 4 exons.